AAAUGGGGCAGAGUCAGGGAAUGUUAGUAGUACGGUGUGACUGGAGUGAAGUUAGCACUUAGUGGUAUCAUUUCUGGCUUGAGCAAAUGGUUUUUUGAUGUAUUAUUAACUGAGAUGGAAAACAUGAAGCAAAGCAGGUUUAUUUAAGAUGAUGGGCAAGUUUGGUAUACCUGUUGGACAACUGAAUGAAACUAUCUGGUAGUAAGGGAAACAUGCAAUUUUCAUUGUGAGCUGCCUUCCAGAGUUUAUGGUAGAACUUCACUGACGUUGCUACUGAUGCCAAUGUGGAAUAAAGUAUCUGGAGUCCAUCUUUCACCAUCUUCUCCUGAGAUUGUACUGGACCAUGACCACUCUUCUGCCAUUGGCUGCCUCUCUUCUGAUGCCAUUAUUUCGUCACCAGAGGAUACACAUGCAGAGAAUAGCAUUGUGAGUCAAACUAUUCCUAAAGCACAGAUUCAGCAAUCAACACACACUCAUCUGGAUAUCUCACUUUUUCCAUUGGGUUUAACCGAUGAAAAAAGUAAUGGAACAAUUGCCCUUGUGGAUGAUUCUGAGGAUCUUGAAGCCAGUGUAUCUAACAUACAGCUUCAGCAAAAAAUUUCAAGUCUGGAAAUUAAACUCAAAGUAUCUGAAGAAGAAAAACAGAGAAUUAAACAGGAUGUGGAAUCAUUGAUAGAAAAGCAUAAUGUCUUAGAAAAAGGCUUUCUAAAAGAAAAAGAGCAAGAGGCCAUUUCUUUUGAAGAUAGAUACAAAGAACUUCAGGAAAAACAUAAACAAGAAUUGGAAGACAUGAGGAAAGCUGGUCACGAAGCCCUCAGCAUUAUUGUGGAUGAAUAUAAGGCACUACUGCAGUCUUCAGUUAAGCAACAAGUAGAAGCUAUUGAAAAACAGUACAUUUCUGCAAUUGAGAAACAGGCACACAAGUGUGAGGAGUUGCUAAAUGCUCAGCAUCAGAGGCUCCUUGAAAUGCUAGAUACAGAGAAGGAACUGUUAAAAGAAAAAAUAAAGGAAGCUUUGAUUCAGCAAUCUCAAGAACAGAAGGAAAUAUUGGAAAAAUGUUUGGAGGAAGAAAGGCAAAGAAAUAAAGAGGCAUUAGUAUCCGCUGCAAAGCUUGAAAAAGAAGCAAUGAAGGAUGCAGUUUUAAAAGUCAUAGAAGAAGAAAGAAAAAAUUCAGAAAAAGCCCAUGCCGAAGAAAGGGAAUUAUGGAAGACAGAACAUGCAAAAGAUCAAGAAAAAUUAUCUCAGGAAAUUCAAAAAGCUAUACAAGAACAAAGAAAAAUAAGUCAGGAAACUGUUAAGGCAGCAAUAAUAGAAGAACAGAAACGAAGUGAAAAGGCUGUGGAAGAGGCAGUGAAAAGAACGAGAGAUGAAUUGAUAGAGUAUAUAAAAGAACAGAAAAGGCUCGAUCAAGUCAUCCGCCAAAGAAGCCUGUCCAGUUUGGAACUGUUCCUCUCCUGUGCACAGAAACAGUUAAGUGCUUUAAUAGCUACGGAACCAGUUGACAUUGAAUAAAAAGAACAUGACAAGCAAACCCACACUGGCAUUGGAUAAAUCAUAUUACACCUUCAAAAUACAUGCUCUGAAUUAUAAAGAUGUGUUUGUUUUCUUUCCAAAUCAUGUAGAAUUGAUUUCCAGUUCAAGGAUAAACCAAAACAAUAUUUAAAACUAUCAAGUGAUCUAAUUUAUUUUCUUUUGGUUUCUUCUUUACAUUUACUAUUAUUUUAUUAGUAGUAGCAGCAACAGAGUAUGAUGUGACCCAAAAGCCAUUGUAAAGUGCCACAUUAUCAAAAUUAAUUAAACUUUAUAGCCUGUGGGAGGCUAUUAUAUAUUAUUUUGCAAAAGUAGUAAAUAUAUUAUUGUUUCAUGAUGACUCUUGAUGAGAUGCUAGAAUGUAACCAUACAUUUAUCUUAUUUUGAGGAUAGAAAUAGCAUGGAUUUCAACAUCACUUAUUUAUCCGUAUAAUUGGAAAUAAAAUACCGAUAUGAUAGAGAAUCAUUCCAGCAUUACCUAACCUCUUCUGCAGUUGAAUCUAUGUAUUUUCGUUGGUCUACUGAAAACAAACAGUACAAUUAAAAGCACUAAAGAUUAUUAUAUUAAUUCAACUUUGACCUGAUAUAUCACUUAAACUAAAGGGGUGUGUGUGAUAUAUGCUUGUUUCCUAUUUCUUCUCUUUAAGGCACUUUGAAUCAAUAAAACCAUUAGUCUACAAAUCAAAUUGUGAACUUAAUCUCUAGAAAGAGAAUAUAACUCAGCCAUUUAUAGGAAUUCAGGUUCAAGUACAGGAUAUAUGAAAUCUUUUCCCAGUAUUUCAGAAUGUACUUAAUUCACAGGCAGUAUGCUUCAAUACAAAAUCAUGAAUAUUUUUAAUUCAAAACUAAAAUGUCAUUAAUAUGUAUGUAUGCAAAUGUUUUAUUUUCUGAAAUGCAUCUACUUUCAUGGGCUUUGUACUUUUCUGAGAUUUCUCAGUGUAAUAAAAAGAGCUCCCAAACUUA
Molecule: messenger RNA, 2493 nt
Organism: Symphalangus syndactylus (siamang)
Lineage: Eukaryota; Metazoa; Chordata; Mammalia; Primates; Hylobatidae
Gene: CCDC91
Product: coiled-coil domain containing 91
Biological process (GO): Golgi to lysosome transport
Cellular component (GO): trans-Golgi network
Source: RefSeq, a predicted model, not a curated record